This is a messenger RNA of Pseudophryne corroboree (corroboree frog), 4053 nucleotides long. It is a transcript of the gene DDX20, whose product is annotated as DEAD-box helicase 20. The transcript is spliced from 14 exons. Bases 382 to 2730 code for a protein of 782 amino acids. Gene Ontology annotation, cellular component: SMN complex. Gene Ontology annotation, biological process: spliceosomal snRNP assembly. NCBI's taxonomy places the organism in Eukaryota, Metazoa, Chordata, Amphibia, Anura, Myobatrachidae. Gene Ontology annotation, molecular function: RNA binding; RNA helicase activity; ATP binding. The record is from RefSeq and is a predicted model, not a curated record.
ACAGCACAGCUGAGACAGGUAGAGCAGGGGAGUUGCGGGUGUGGACAGCCAGAAGACAGCAGCGGGUGGCUAGAAAAUAUCAAAGAAGUUGUGAUGACCUUGGGAACAUCCAAACUGUACUUAAUACUUGGACAGAUGAAUAUAUAAGCAGUUGCAAAAGAAAACGGUAUAAGCCGGUAGCAGUAACCUACAAUGUUGGAGAACAUUUUAUUUGCUUCUUCAGGCUAACAGAUGAUGAUUCCUGGCACUGCUAUGAUGGAAUCAAAGAAUUUAAAGAUCCUGGAAAGGGAAUUGAAGUUGCCACCACAGAGUUAAUAGAAGAAGCUCUUGUGCCAGGCGUCACUGUCGGUCACGUAAUCAUGCUGAAUAGUUACUGGAAACAUGGCUGCACAUGCAUUGGCCACUCGGCCUCGCACUGGAGAUGUUCUGCAAGGCCCUGGGGAGACUUCAGAUUUUAGCUCACUGCUUCUGUCACAACAUGUUCUUGAAGGCUUAAAGGCAGCAGGAUUCAACAAGCCCUCUCCAAUACAGAGCAGGGCUAUACCACUUGGGAGGUGCGGUUUAGAUUUAAUAGUGCAAGCGAAGUCUGGAACAGGGAAAACAUGCGUCUUCUCUACAGUGGCACUAGAUUCUUUGGUUCUGGAAAACACUGCAACACAGAUCUUGGUGUUGGCUCCCACAAGAGAAAUUGCGGUUCAGAUCCAUUCAGUCAUUAUAUCCAUAGGGAGCCGCAUGGAAGGACUAGAGUGUCAUGUUUUCAUAGGAGGGACACCAUUGCCACAGGACAAAGCUAGGCUGAAGAAGUGUCACAUAGCCGUGGGAUCGCCUGGCCGAAUAAAGCAAUUAAUAGAAAUUGGCUACCUUAAUACAGGCAGCAUUCGUCUUUUCAUCCUUGAUGAAGCGGAUAAACUCCUAGAAGAAGGAAGCUUCCAGGACCAAAUUAACUGGAUUUAUUCGUCUCUCCCGGCCAACAAACAAAUGCUAGCUGUUUCAGCCACAUACCCAGAAUCCUUAGCCAAAGCUUUGACAAAGUACAUGCGUGAGCCAACAUUUGUCAGAUUGAAUGUAACCGAUCCAAGUCUCAUUGGGUUGAAGCAGUAUUACAGAGUGGUAAAUUUGCACGCCCUCCCACACAAAGUUUUUGAAGAAAAGGUGCAUCAUUUACUGGAACUGUUUAGCAGAGUUCCAUUUAACCAAGCCUUGGUAUUCUCUAACCUUCACAGCAGAGCUCAACAUUUGGCUGAUGUUCUUACAAGUAAAGGUUUCCCAGCUGUAUGUAUUUCUGGUGGUAUGAACCAAAACCAAAGACUGGAUGCCAUGGCCAAACUGAAGCAAUAUCAUUGUCGUGUCCUAAUUUCAACUGAUCUUACAUCUCGUGGUAUCGAUGCUGAGAAAGUAAAUUUGGUUAUAAACCUGGAUGUGCCACAUGACUGGGAGACUUAUAUGCACCGAAUUGGAAGAGCUGGACGUUUUGGUACCUAUGGUCUGUCUGUCUCUUACUGUUGUCGGGGAGAAGAGGAGAAUCUGAUGAUGUCAAUAGCUCAAAAAUGCAACCUCCGACUGCUUCCCCUACCUGAUCCAAUUCCGGAUGGACUUAUGGAAGAAGCUUGUGAAUGGGAUGUCAAAAUCACUCCAGUGAAGACCACACACACAGCUUUAAGUUCUGCAGAAAAAACAGAUGAUUCUUUAAAAAGCCAUGUUUUCCAGGCAAAUCCUGUAACAGAAAUGUUCACAAGCAAGAAAGUGAUUAAAGCUACUCCAUACAAGCAGAAAAAAGUUCUCAAAAAUAAGAGUAUAGAAAAAGAGAGUCAGCACGAAUGGGUAAAUGCAGAGACUGCUAAUUUGCAUAAGAAAGUAAAUGACAUUAGUAAACCAAAAAAGCCAGUGGAAAGCCUAAAAAGUGACCGCAAAAUCCAGGACGUGCUGGAUAAUUCCCUUCCUAAAAUCCCAAGCUUAUCUUCUUUCAAACGUCCUGUAGUCUGCACUUCAUCCUUUGCUGAGCUUGUUGAAGACUAUGAGCAUUUCAUCAAGGAAGGUCUAGAAAAACAUGUAGAGAUCAUCCGUGUCUACACAGACUCUGGAAACCAUGUAGAGGAAGAUACACUGGAAAAUCCUUACAAAGAAAAUAACACUGUUGAGAUGUCUUCAGAUGCAGUGAGUAUCCCAGAAACAUUUCUCAUCAGUGGUACUUCAGGUGUUGAGAGCAAUAGCAGCUCAUCCAGCUCUACAUCAGAGCAUGAAAACAGUGAGGAAUUCCUUCAGUCGCAGGUGAUGCAGGGGUCUAUGGAACUGUCAAACCGUUGCCCAGAUGUCUUGGCUGCAGAGACUGUUGGGGCCCCUGUUUCCAUGCUAAAUGUAGAUGAUUUUCCUUCAUCCAUGGAGGUGCAGCAAGCAAGCUUGGUUAAAGCUCAUGGUUAUGUUGGAGAAGGGGCAGUUUGCAGUAAUGUCAAAAAGUCUAGAAAACGGAGUAAAAAAGUAACCCACCUGUCCAGAAGAGAACUCUGCCAGGAAACCCAGGAUGAUGUGUACCAGUUGGACUAUGGGAAUCCCGGUGCAUUUCCUUAUGACACCAUGAACUAUGCUGACUAUUGGCGAUCAUACUAUCAAGCAUGGCAGACAUACCACUCUACCAUUUCAAGUUCCUAUUAUCGAAAUGUCUACAAGUGCUCAAAUUGGAUGUCUGCAUACCAUAUGCACUCUGUCUACCUCCAUGAAAUGCUGAAGCCAUGACCAUUCUGGAAUGAUGAAAUGUAGCCAUUUGUAUUGAGUUUUUUCUUUAUUUUUUAUUUUUUGUUUUAUUUGGGAUAUUUUCAACUCUUUCCUGAAGGUUUUCAGACACAACCCCUCGUACCACAAGUUACAACAGCUGGUCUAAUUACUGGUUCAUUUAAAUAGGUUGAAUUUAUGUUCAUGAAAGUGGUUGGACCAAUAGGGCAUGCUUUAACAAAACGUUUGAUAUACUGUGGUUUAUUCUGCCUAAAUAAACCAGUACAGUACUAUGAAUAUCAUUCCCAAAAGUUAUGCUGAAAAAUGCAUAUUACAUUUAUUGCAUAUUAAACCAAAACUGACAAUCCUGUAAAGAUGCACAUCUGUGCCUUUUAGAAACACCAAAUCAUUUAAUAUCAAGCCAACUCUGUAAAAGGCAGCUUACCUUAUUGUACCUUCACAAUGCUACAGUGAGGAAUUAUCUCUUUUUAAAUCAUUUGCCUGCUGUUUCCCCUUCAAUUUGCAUAUAAAGCCACUUGCUUUAAGGUGAAUACAACUACGAAUAUGAAAGAGGAGCCUGGUAAUGAAGUAAAUAAGAUGUAAGAAAAACCAUAGAUUUAUAUGACUCCAGAUGCAUCGAAAAAUGAUGGUGACCAGUCCGCAUGAGAUGGCUGAGAAUGUCAUAGAGUGGAAAUAAGUGUUUUUAAUGUAGACUAACUGGUUCUUCAUCUAGUAGAAAUGAUAUCAUGUUUAAAGGAAAAAUUCAUAGUUUAAUUCUGCACCAUGUUAAAAUAAAAUGCUAUUGUGAUGCCUGUUUAGUUAGUCCAUUGUGACCUAUGCUUAAAUAUUCUAGUAGACUUUUCAGUCAUUUGCCAUCAUAAUUUCAGAUUGCUGCCAUGGCUGUAAAUGUCUACAAUUAACAGAUAAAUAGUGAUCUACAGUUUAGUUAUGUGGCUAGCCUGGAUUGGAGUGUUAAUAGUCAGAAGAGUUCACUUCUGCCAUGCAUUUUUACUGUAAUCAGUGCAAUCAUAGUGGCUGCAUACAGAUCUAACCAGUUUACAUAUGCGCACGUAUCGCUGCAGCAACUAUUCGCACCUGGCCGCGAAUAGUUAAGGGUGCAUACGCACCACUGCAUUGCAGUGGAAGCAAGUUCGUACGCACGUACCUGCACACACUCACGGGCACACUGUUUGUGGCAAAUGUCCCGCCAUUGUGAAUAAUCAUAGGCCAGAUGACCGUGAACACAUCUCUAUGCGUUUGGUUGAUGUGAAUAUGCUUUUGCAGCAUUUAUGAAAUAUUGCAUACCAGUGACAUAACUCAUGAAUAAAUUUUGUUUCUUACGUUUAA